GAAAGAACCGGACACCACAGCGUCGGAUGUGUAUAUGCUUGGCAUUCUUAUGUGGGAGGUCUACACCCUAGGCGGUCCUACACUAGUACAACGCCUUCGGUUUGAGAAAGAAAACGCCAUGUACUUGGAAAGACCGAUGGAGUGCAUGUCUGGUGAGCUAUACGACAUAGCGGUGGCUUGUUGGAACCCGAACGCCGACGAACGGCCCCUACUGCCGGCAUUGGUAACCAAGCUGGAAUCUAUCUUUGACAGACACGAGGAGAUGCCAUCUGGCAGGAAUAGUAUCUUGGCUGUGCUCCUCUUCACCACGCUCUACAAACACACAAUACGCAUGAAUACCAGCACACAGCAAGCACUGUCAUGGUUGUACUCUACUUCGUUUCACUACACAGUCACGCCAUCUAUGAAGACUCAGGGCUACUACGAUGUGUGCGGUACGAAAGGUGCCUCCGCCCCAGGCAGUGGGUGUGACAUGGCACAACUGGUGCCUAAGAUGAGCAUGCCUGUAGAUGUACAACAUGGCCACCCAAGCUACUCGGGAAUAUCCUAG
Sphaeroforma arctica JP610 is the source of this 550-nucleotide messenger RNA. RefSeq lists its product as hypothetical. Gene Ontology annotation, biological process: positive regulation of kinase activity; cell surface receptor protein tyrosine kinase signaling pathway; protein phosphorylation. The record is from RefSeq and is a predicted model, not a curated record. Lineage: Eukaryota; Ichthyosporea; Ichthyophonida. The annotation marks the transcript as partial. Gene Ontology annotation, molecular function: transmembrane receptor protein tyrosine kinase activity. The transcript is spliced from 5 exons. Gene Ontology annotation, cellular component: signaling receptor complex.